This is a messenger RNA of Cylindrotheca closterium, 630 nucleotides long. The record is from the annotation of a GenBank genome assembly. Lineage: Eukaryota; Bacillariophyta; Bacillariophyceae; Bacillariales; Bacillariaceae.
AUGAACUUUGCGAUUGAAAAGAAGCCUAAUGACUUCCGACCACAAGGGAUGCGGACCAUCCAGCUCUUCAACUCGGAGGCUCAAGCCAACUACAAGAAGGCGGGUCGGGCUGCAAUGAAGAAUGCUGAGGAGGAUGACAUCAUCCCCAAAGGACAGUGUGGGUCACGGAAGCAGCACCAAUCCAUUGAUCUCGCCCUUUCCAAACGAUUGAUCUGGGACUCGCUGAUCCUGGAACGACGGUCUUCCGGCUGGAUCUCAAAUGACGCAAAGUCUUGCUUUGAUCGCAUGGUUCACUGGGUAGCAAAGACGGGCUUGCGGAGAUUUGGCCUGUCGGUCACUGUCACCAACCUAAUGUUUGAUAUCUUGGCAAAGGCGAAACACGGGGUCCAAACUGGCUUUGGCAACUCGGAUCGGACCUUUGGGCCCACUGGUGAUGUUCCCUUCCAGGGCUGCGGUCAAGGCAAUGGCGCAGGCCCAUGGAUGACACCAAUGUCAUGGAGUCCAAUGACAACGUGGAGUCAACUGGCAAAGACCUCCUCCCGUCGGUACAGUCGGCUUUGGACCUUUGGUCAGGUGGCAUCAGUGCCACCGGUGGAGCUAUCAACCCGGCGAAGUCCUUCUGGUGGCUGA